Molecule: messenger RNA, 796 nt
Organism: Cuscuta epithymum
Lineage: Eukaryota; Viridiplantae; Streptophyta; Magnoliopsida; Solanales; Convolvulaceae
Source: the annotation of a GenBank genome assembly
ACAUCAAAUUAGACGAGGCGGGCCUCAUUCUUCUUCAUAUUUUAUUAUUCUAGUCAUAGUCUCACUGUUUAUCCAUAUAUAGAUAGCUAGGGUUUCAGGUCCUUUAGAAGCAUAUAGAGAUAUAUGAAGAUCAUCUGGCAAAUUGGCCGUGCACCUCUAUCUGUUGAAGCUGCCAGCAUGAUCUAAACUUGCCUUUGAAUUAUCGGGAAAGAUCAGAUCAUAUGGUAGCUUCACCUGUUAGUCGGUGCACGAAAAACCAAAUCUCUGUGAAACCCUAAAGACUGGGGCAAAUCUUCACUUUCUUUUGUUUUUUACUUGAUGGGAAAUCUUCUAUGUAUGCAUUCUGUGUUUUCCGGUGUUUUUGUGAAAUAGAUUUUGGAGGGUCUAAGCUAGUUUGUGAAAGUUCUGGAGGUUUUAGUUUCAAAUCUGACAACAUCUCAGAGGGUAAAGGUUUGAUGUUCUUUUCUGGGCUUCUGGAUCCAAGUGGAGAACAAGGAUUUUUCCAAGGAUCUGAAGAUGGCUGCAACAAAUUUAUAUUUUGGUUGUCAUUUUCUGGUGUAAUUAAUUUCAUGGUACAAGUAAAUUCUGAAGCACAAGAGAUAUGGAAAGCCAGAAAAUCCUUGUGCUAUUUCCGAGAUGUAAUUUGUACUUGUAAAUAAAUCUUGCUACGUAGUUUUUGUGGUUACACUUAAGUACAAUGUUUCGUGUAAAAGAAAUCAACUUAAACAUGUAUCAAAAAAUAAAAUGUAGAGCAUCAGACAACAAAAAUCUCCAAAAAUAUUUAUUCUGUCCAACA